UGUGUUAUAUUACAUAAACGUUUUGUUGUAGUUGCAAGGUGUUUGCUGCAAUCGAUGGUUUCAAUGGUUUCUUCCAAACCACUUCCAGACUGAAGACUCCAGAGAGAGUGCGACUGGUACCAUCCAAUGUAUCUCUUACUCACAGUUUCAGGACUUUUAUCAAGAAUGAUUGGAAACAACGGUGCUGCAGUUCUGGUGGCAGACGAUCAUGCCACAGUAAAAGGUCACUACAAAUCACAUCUUCCGUUUCAUUUGCUGCAGAAAACUGGUGUGGAAUCUAUUGAUCCGUUCAUUCCAAUAAACGUUCCAGUGUACUCUCCUCUGGAGUUCCAGAACUAUCUGGACUACCUGGAGGAGAAACGGUGGUUACAGAAGCCAGAGGGAAGGGACGAGAUCGACUUUAUCACACAGAGAAACCCGAGACUGGUCAACACAUACUGUGCUAAUCGAUAGGUUUUGUUACGGUAGCUUAGUUUAGUAAAUUUAUCAUGUUUAUAAAUCAAAA
Molecule: messenger RNA, 505 nt
Organism: Homalodisca vitripennis (glassy-winged sharpshooter)
Lineage: Eukaryota; Metazoa; Arthropoda; Insecta; Hemiptera; Cicadellidae
Product: 28S ribosomal protein S29, mitochondrial-like
Exons: 3
Coding region: 127-453 (108 amino acids)
Cellular component (GO): mitochondrial small ribosomal subunit
Molecular function (GO): structural constituent of ribosome
Source: RefSeq, a predicted model, not a curated record